This is a messenger RNA of Colossoma macropomum (tambaqui), 1420 nucleotides long. Its product is annotated as APAF1 interacting protein. Lineage: Eukaryota; Metazoa; Chordata; Actinopteri; Characiformes; Serrasalmidae. The coding region runs from base 257 to 982 and encodes 241 amino acids. The transcript is spliced from 7 exons. Gene Ontology annotation, molecular function: metal ion binding; methylthioribulose 1-phosphate dehydratase activity. Gene Ontology annotation, cellular component: cytoplasm. The record is from RefSeq and is a predicted model, not a curated record.
AUAGUGUAAAUAAAAACCCGAUAAUAAAGACCACUUUAUGUUUAUUUUCUCAGCAACAUUUUAACGACAUCGUCUGUUUAGUGUUUUUUUAUUCAGGCAAUCUGCUAUUAGGACUCAGGGGUCUUUCUUUCUUCCAGCGUUGGGAAAACGCAAUCAAUCUAAACAAGCUAAAAGUUCUGUUUCUGGGUGAUCAAUAAGUUUAUUGACAGAUUUAGUCUGUAAAUAAAUCAAUCGAUCAGUUUAAAACGUUCAGAACAUGUCGUCCGUUCACUGUGCGGCUAACGGGGACUGCAGCGAUACAGCGGCGCUGGAUAAAGAGCAUCCGAGGGUGCUCAUCCCUGAGCUCUGCAGACUCUUCUAUCAGCUCGGCUGGGUGACGGGAACGGGAGGUGGCAUAAGCCUCAGACAUGGAGACCACAUCUACAUCGCCCCAUCUGGAGUUCAGAAGGAAAGAAUACAGCCAGAAGACAUGUUUGUAUGUGACGCGGAUGAAAAGGACAUCAGCAGUCCACCUGCAUGGAAGAAGCUGAAGAAAAGCCAGUGCACCCCGCUUUUCAUGAAUGCCUAUACUAUGAGAGGAGCCCAGGCAGUAAUUCAUACGCACUCUAAGGCUGCGGUGAUGGCCACUUUGCUGUUCCCUGGAAAAGAGUUUCGUAUUACUCACCAGGAGAUGAUCAAGGGGAUCCGCAGAGGAAACUCAGGCUCAAAUUUCAGAUAUGAUGACACUCUGGUGGUGCCCAUCAUUGAGAACACGCCAGAAGAAAAGGACCUGAAAGAGCGCAUGGCCAGAGCGAUGGAGGACUACCCCGAUUCCUGUGCUGUCCUUGUCAGACGACAUGGAGUCUACGUCUGGGGAGAGAGCUGGGAAAAAGCCAAGACCAUGUGUGAAUGUUACGACUACUUGUUUGACGUCGCUGUUCAGAUGAAGCAGUUUGGUUUAGACCCGUCUGCGCUGCCCACUGAAGCCAAAGGCAUUGUUUGAUGUGAGGUCCAUUACUGGCGUCAGGAUGACAUCAGCCUUUAGAAAAGAAGACAAUGAAACACGUAUUUCUGCUGUCAACCUGGAAGAACUGUGAAUGUGCUUCAAUCAGACAUCAGCUUCAAUCAGACAACAGCUGGUAUUAUAUGUGUCCAGGUGCAUCUUUUUUGAUAUUUGUUUAAAUAUCACCAUUUCAAUAAGGACAAUAAAACUUUGAUUGCUGUGAUUAAAAAAAAAUCUUUAAUGCUCCCUAACUCUCCCUGCUGUUGACAAACCCUAAGAAUAUUCCAGACCUUUCACAUGUUGUUUUUAUUUUUUUGCAAUUAUGAUUGGUAGUCAAUAAUUAUAGUAUGUUUUAUCAGCAAAUUGGUCCUUAAGUCAAGUAACUAAUAUUGCAAAUUUUGGAUAUUCUCUCCCUGUCAUUAAAGGAAAUGGCGACAA